UUCUUAUCAAUCACUUUAUAACUUACUUCCGAUUUGAUGGUAUGCUGUAAGGUGCAACAACCCACGGAAAUACUUAUGUAUACCUAUAUGCGUGACGAUUGAGAGGGAGGCAAGAUACACGUGCAUUUCACCUCUGAGUGGGUCCUUUAAGUAUACAUUAUUCAACUAUGACAACAUGCGCAUGGAAACUGCUGGAAGAGCCUACGUUAGAGCCAGGUGUUGACUGACGACUUGUUGGGUGGACGGAAUUUGAUGAUUUGUUAGGCUUCCCUCAGACGGCGACCCUGGGAAGGUGCAUUAGUCGAUAACGGUAGUGCUUUUCCGCGAAUACCGGAGUCAUACUUUUCGCCAACCACUCUAUCGUUGUUCCACUCAUUCUUCACUCGCAAAGCUCUCGGCGAGACCAAUUCAGCUUCGUAUCGGGAGCGCAGAACGCUGCAGGUGAUGAGCCCAAGCUUGGACCUCGAACCCAGGGUCAUUGCCUCCGGAAACAACUCCGGCUACCUUCCGCGAAAUCGGGUUGUCAACACUGAGAACAGUCAAACCUCGAAUGACAAUGAGAGCGAUGAGGGCCCCAGUCACAGCCUUCUGCCUUCGGAACUAUCUCAAAAACCGCGGCAACUCCCCAUAGAGACCAACGUUCGAGCCGGUACAUCUCUAUCGCAAAUCGAUGAUAUGGAACAAACGGAACCUGCCAAAGAGCAGCCAAUAACGUGGCGCUCCCUCCCUCGCAAGGACCAGCUCUUCGUUAUUACUUUGGCACGGCUGUCAGAGCCGUUGACCCAGACUUCGCUCGGAUCUUAUCUUUUCUACCAACUCCAGUCAUUCGACAAGACAUUGCCUGAUGCUACUAUCGCUUACCAAGCUGGCAUAAUCAACGCCGCAUUUCCAUUUGCGCAAUUCCUUACUGCCAUGAUAUGGGGUCGCGUCGCCGAUUCCGAAUAUGGCGGUCGAAAGAGAGUGAUUUACUUUGGGCUGUUGGGAACCAUGUGCAGUAUCAUUGGCUUCGGAUUCUCGCAGAGCUUCCCGAUGGCGGUAGCUUGUCGAUGUAUCGGCGGCGUAUUGAACGGCAAUAUCGGCGUUAUGAGAACUAUGAUCAGCGAGAUCAUCAAGGAGAAAAAGUACCAGAGCAGAGCGUUCCUUAUUCUGCCGAUAACGUUCAAUAUUGGUGUCAUAAUUGGGCCGAUACUUGGUGGCAUUCUCGCAGACCCGGUUAAUACGUAUCCUUCCUUGUUCGGACCUGACUCUUUUAUCGGCGGCAAUGAUGGUGUCUCAUGGAUGAAGCGAUGGCCAUAUGCGCUGCCAAACAUCAUGAGUGCAUGUUUUCUGUUGUUCUCGGCCUUGGCUGUGAUAUUCUUUCUAGAAGAGACAAACGAACUUUGCACGGACAAACCGGAUCUUGGCUUGCGCAUUGGUAGGGUGAUACGCCGCUACAUUUGUUGUCAGAACACCGCGACCGAAUCCGGCUACACGGCCAUUCCAAAUGACGACUUUGAUGCUUCCAACAGCCUCGAGCUUCAGCCAACGCCGACGUCGACCCGUCCUCCAUCAAGCGACAAGACUAGCAAGGUUCUCCGUCAGAAACUACCCUUCCGUCGUAUCUGGACGCGGAAUCUCAUUCUUACCCUCCUCGCUCACGGUAUAAUGGCCAUGCAUGUGGGCGGUUUCAACACACUCUGGUUCAUCUACCUCUCUGCACCACGCUUCGACCCUGCGCACCCGCAUCCUCCGGCUUACAAACCACACGGCUUUGUACAUUUCACUGGCGGUCUAGCGUUACCUCCAAGGCACAUAGGUAUUGCGUUGGCUAUUCUUGGAGUUAUCGGUAUCUCUCUGCAGCUUUUCUUGUAUCCGAAACUCUCGCACCGACUCGGUACUGCGAAGAGCUAUCGUAUUUUCCUAGCACUCUUCCCAGUGGCUCACACACUGGCCCCGUUCCUGAGUCGUGUACCGAGCUGGAGCGCGCCGCCAGCUGGAGUUAACGGACCAUUUGUCUGGAUAGCCAUCAUUGGAGUUCUUUUCAUUCAGGUUCUUGCUCGCACAUUUGCACUGCCAUGCACCACAAUUUUGGUCAACAACGUCAGCCCACACCCCUCGGUGCUGGGUACUGUGCAUGGAAUUGGGCAGUCGGUUUCAAGCCUGACAAGGACUGUUGGACCAAUCAUGUUCUCUUGGGCUUUUGGCAAGGGUCUGAACGUAGGGAUCGUGGGCCUUGGCUGGUGGCUCAUGGCAGCUGUUGCCUCGGUUGGUUUCAUUGCUGCGCAGUGGGUGAGAGAAGGCGAUGGGCACGAGAUUCUCCUUGAAGGAGAGGUUAAGGGGAAAGAUGGGGAGGUUAGCAGGAUUGAUUGAUCGUUCUCACACCCUCAAAGUGUACGCUCGAGUCUUGCAUGGCUAAGGGGCGCAAAUGACUAUAUCUGCCUGUCGCACCCACGUGUGCGCUCAGGCUGCGAACCAUUCGUUCAGACGAGCCGUGGAGGAUGCAGCCAAGCCAGCCAAGAGCUGCUCGUCACGCUUGACCUCACCACCAUAUGGACCAAAGCGGAAGCUCGUGAAUCUCAUAGACGGAAAGUCGGGACCUCGCGAACA
Molecule: messenger RNA, 2586 nt
Organism: Boeremia exigua
Lineage: Eukaryota; Fungi; Ascomycota; Dothideomycetes; Pleosporales; Didymellaceae
Product: major facilitator superfamily domain-containing protein
Exons: 2
Coding region: 445-2349 (634 amino acids)
Biological process (GO): transmembrane transport
Molecular function (GO): transmembrane transporter activity
Source: RefSeq, a predicted model, not a curated record